This is a messenger RNA of Cuscuta europaea, 1175 nucleotides long. The record is from the annotation of a GenBank genome assembly. NCBI's taxonomy places the organism in Eukaryota, Viridiplantae, Streptophyta, Magnoliopsida, Solanales, Convolvulaceae.
AUUAAAUUGGUAUCUAAAUAAGGAAGGAAAGAGGUGUUUUUAUAGGAGAAGUAAGGUGGUUGGGUCUAAGACAUAAUCUAAUUUUCCCAUGUUCACUUGUUUUAUUUGAUCUCUUAUGAUCUCCGGGUCGAAUCAUAUCCGAUUUUUCACACAUCUUUGUCCUCCAUGAAGCUUCCUCUUGUCUCCAAUGCUCCUUCCUUAUGCUCCCAAGAUCCUUCCUCUUCUUUUCAUCAUGGUUUUGCUUACAUGUCAAAAUAUCCUAAUAUCUUCUAAUUCUUCUUUAAUUUUAGAAGAUUAAAGAUUACACCGUAAUUGUACAAAAGCUAAGUAAACAUAAUGUAAAACCAUCCUAAAAUGUGGUAUUUAUGUACUUCUAAAUAGUACACAUCAAUUACAAACAUUAUGCAUGACAAUAUUGGAGGAUUAAAUGAUGAUUUUGCAAAGAUAAAAAUUGCUCAUGAGUUCUUGAUUAAAUAUGUUGAAGAUCCCAUAACAAACAUGGUUGAAUACAUUUAUCCUUCCAUUGCUACCGUUGAUGAUGAUCCGAGUUAUUUGAAAAAAAGAACAAUAUUAGCACCCACUCUUGACGUUGUGGAUUUCAUCACUGGACUAAGCCUUGCAUGUCCUAGUCACUAUACUAACCCCUCGUUACAUGUCCUAGUCGCUAUCCCAACCCACCGCCCAAGCCCCAGCCCGCUCAUUGACCACCGCCUCCUUUGCAGUUACAGUGACUGCCGUCGGCGGUGCUGACACUACCCCACCCCUACAACCGCCACAAUCCACACCACAACACAGCCAAACAACUCCACCACCCCAGCCAAAAAAUCACAGCCCCAAUCCAGAAAAUCACUGUCAAAACACGCAAAAAAUCAGAAAUCGUAGUUUUCGAUCAACAAUACCGAUGACGAUGAACGAUCUAGGGCUCCUGGUUUGGACUUAGCGAUGGCGGCAACGUUUUUGAAAAAUAAGAAAGGAGAAGAAGAAUAGAGGUGUGGCAGCGGCGGCGGGCGGGUGAAGCAGCAACUGCAACGACCACCAUCGAUACACAAGUGGAUGCACGGAAUAGUCCCGGUCGACGAUUUUGAUACACGAAGCUUGACUGCGAUACUAGAUGGCGGUGCAGAUGGAUGUUAGUGAAUCUUCGAAGAGUCAUCACUCCCACUCUCAGCUUCAUC